UGCCGUACCGAGAACAACCUUUUCCACACUUUUCUUUACAUUUUAUUUUACCGACCACGAUCGGGCGCAUUCUGCUUUCUUCGCCUCUUUCGGUUAUUAUUCGAAGUUUUCGUGUGUGUUUCGGAGUUUCGUAAAGUGAGUGUGUUUUGUGGACGCGCGCAGCAACGGCCAGGAUCAGUCGUUCGUUUGAGCUCGUUGCGCAUGCAUCGCACUGGAAGCUGAAUCGUGUCGCAGCCUACUAAGGAUUAAGUGAUCAGUGAUCGUAAAUUGGGAACAUUCUCUGAAUGGAAUCGACAAGGAUUAAGUGAUACAAAAACACCGUUUGAAAGUGCAAAGAAUUCGAGAACAAUCGUGAAGAGCGUGCUACUUGGGAGUAGCGCAGCGCAGCAGUUUUGGGAGUGUAAAGACACAGUGAAUUAUGCCAACAUCAAUCAUGCAGAAGAACUACAGCCACUGCCCGCUCAAGAAGCGGCCCGUCUACAUGCACGAGGAACCGGCCAAAAAUGAUGAAUCAGACAUGGAACCAGAGAACCUGAGCACAAAGCCAGAGGAUCUGUCCAUGAAGAAAAAGGCUCGCUCCGAGUCUCCGGUGCCGGUGAUCAUCAAGGCAGAGGACACACUGCCAACGCCACCACCCUCCUCCUCGCCCGAUCCCUGCGAAACCAAGUCUCCCAUUUCCGUGCCCACCCCAAUCUACGGAUCGCACCCGUCGAUCUACUUCCCCACGUCCCGCUCGCCCGCUUCCUCCCCGGCGGAACCACUCCACAACUACUACAAAUCCGCCCCGAACGUGUACUCCGCCUAUCCCCACUUCCCAUACGCCAUGCAGUACCCAACGGAUCUGUACAGCCAGCUGUACCACCACCACAUCUCGCCACCCCGCUCGGAACCGCUGUCCCCGUACGGCCAGCGCGAGAGUUCCGUCUCGCCACCGCAUCCGUACAGCGGCCGCCAGGAGUCGGUCUCACCGCCGACCAUGGUUCCGGCCUACCCCGCGACUGAACUCCGACUCAACCAGAACAACAACAUCAUCAAGUCGGAAUCGUACGCGCGCCAGCACCGCCACAUGCCAUACAGUCUCAGCCAUCAUCACCAGCUCAUGAUGCCUGUAGAUCAUCCCUCGCUAUCGCCCACCUCCAGCCACACCAGCUUCAACUCGUACCUCUCCUCCAACCGCUCGCUGUCCCCGGCCCGCUCGAGUCCUUCGACCGUGUCCGAGGAAAACAACAACACCUCUUCCCCAUCGAUCCUCACCGAAAAGUCAACCUCCAGCUCCAACAUCCAGAAAGUGAAAGGUGAAAAGUCCGGUGACAAGCCCUCCUCCGGAGGAGGUGCCCCCCGCUACCAGUGCCCCGACUGUGGCAAGUCCUACUCCACCUACUCCGGCCUCUCAAAGCACCAGCAGUUCCACUGCCCGGCCGCCGAAGGCAACCAAGCGCAGAAGAUCUUCGUGUGCAAAGAGUGUGACAAGCCGUACAAGACCCUCGGCGCCCUGAAAAUGCACAUCCGCACCCACACCCUGCCCUGCAAGUGCAACCUCUGUGAUAAGGCCUUCUCCCGGCCGUGGCUGCUCCAGGGCCACAUCCGGACGCACACCGGCGAGAAGCCCUUCGUCUGCAAGCUCUGCUCGCGGGCCUUCGCCGACCGGUCCAACCUCCGAGCCCACCAGCAGACCCACGAGGACGUCAAGCGCUUCAAGUGCCCCUCCUGCACCAAGUCCUUCUCCCGCCUGCCCCUCCUCACCAAGCACAACGAAACCGGAUGUCCGGGAAUGGGCGGCUCCAGCUCCGCUUCCGAGUCCCAAGACGAAAAGUUCAUCCCGACGACGGUGCUGCCCCACAACAACAUCGCCGUGUACUAAGUGUCUCGCCCCCGUCAUCAUCAUCCAAUCAACAAAAGACUGAACAAACUCAUUGCCAAGGUGCGAGCGAUCGCGCCACGACUUGGCGACUUGCCGAACCAAGUGAAUUGAACGAGUGCUAUCUUCACAGUGUGAAGUGUAACAGAGAGAGAGCGCGAGUGUACACUGUAAAUAGUUUAUUUAUUCGUCGAGAUAAGUUAAAUCUAUUUUCAAGUUUCUUUCGUCGAGAGUUUCACGUGGACAAAAAUUACCAAAAACAGGUCGAGCAAAUUUGGCGUUUGCUCGAAAAGAAAUUUGUUUUUUAGUUUGUAGCAAGUUUUUAUUUAUUUUACCUUUUAUUAUUUUUUUUCGGAGAGUUACUGCUGGUCGCUUCCCCGCGUGCGGGGAACAAUCAAUUAAUCACACACACACACACUUUUGAAAAACGAAAGUUUCUAAGCUAGUCAGUUUAGCGUAAUUUUUAUUUUCUCUAAUUUCCUCGUGUAAACGAAGCAUUUUUAUUUGUAAAACUUUAGUUUAGCGCGUGUAAUCGGAAAAAAACUCUCUUUUCAAAAAGGAUCUCAGUUGUAUGAAAUUCCUGCGCAGUAGUGUUAGGGUGAAGACCACAACAAAU
Molecule: messenger RNA, 2474 nt
Organism: Culex quinquefasciatus (southern house mosquito)
Lineage: Eukaryota; Metazoa; Arthropoda; Insecta; Diptera; Culicidae
Product: protein escargot
Exons: 2
Coding region: 419-1861 (480 amino acids)
Biological process (GO): regulation of DNA-templated transcription
Molecular function (GO): RNA polymerase II cis-regulatory region sequence-specific DNA binding; DNA-binding transcription factor activity, RNA polymerase II-specific
Source: RefSeq, a predicted model, not a curated record